Messenger RNA from Osmerus eperlanus (European smelt), 1072 nucleotides. Its product is annotated as tripartite motif-containing protein 5-like. Gene Ontology annotation, cellular component: cytoplasm. The record is from RefSeq and is a predicted model, not a curated record. The transcript has a single exon. Gene Ontology annotation, biological process: protein ubiquitination. Gene Ontology annotation, molecular function: zinc ion binding; ubiquitin protein ligase activity. NCBI's taxonomy places the organism in Eukaryota, Metazoa, Chordata, Actinopteri, Osmeriformes, Osmeridae. The coding region runs from base 2 to 757 and encodes 251 amino acids.
UAUGGCGGUGAUUUCCUCUGCUCUAGACCACCUCCUCUGCUCCAUCUGCACUGAGGUCUUCACUGACCCAGUGAUCCUCAGCUGCCAACACACCUUCUGUAAAGAGUGCAUCCACAAGUGCCUGAGUGCUGGUCUCCAACACUGUCCACAGUGUAACGCCUUUAUUGUCGGCAAGUCUUUUCAACCCCACAGGAUUGUACGUGACUUAGUGGAGCAGCUGAGGCUUGAUGAAGCCAGGCAGGAGGGGAACAGAGCACACACAUGCCCCGAGCACCACAACCAGGAGCUCACUCUGUUCUGUAAGAAAGACAGCAGGCUUGUUUGUCUCGUGUGUCGGGACGGGAGGGACCAUGUCGGCCAUUCCUUCAGGCCUGUGGAGGAAGAAGGAGAGGAGGUGAAGAGAGAAGUGUCCUCAGCUCUAGACCUCCUGACGGCUGAUAUCUUUGAGGUGGUCUGCUACUGGGAGAGACAGCGUGGAGAGAUAACCACCACCAGGUGGACCUCCAACCUGCUGAAAAUCCAGAUCAGCCAGCAGUUUGAGGAGCUGAGGAAGGAGCUGGAGUGGAGGGAAGUGGAGGAGAUGAGGAAGGUAGAUGAGCAGGGUGACCUGACUGCAAUGGAGAAGAACCUGGCUAUGAUGGAAACAUGUCUGGUGGACGCCAGAGCACAAUUGGCCAAUCUGCAGUCCCUCCUGCACCUGUCUGACCCCAGAGACCUGGUGGUGCAGUGGUGGGAGAAAGGUAGGGUGGAUGAGUAGAAAGCUGUCUUCUCCUACUGGAAGCUUCCCCCGUAUCUGUCUGCUGCAGAACCGUCUUGCCCUCCGGCCACCCCUCAGCCUGCUGCCCCACACUAACUGGAUGGGUCUGGAGUACACCCUGGCCCGAAACAUAGGCUCACCUCCCCGCUCUUGGGUCGACCCACUGUUUGGUAACAUGUUUGAUUGCAUCCAGGGACUUCUAUGGAUGUGGACUUUUGGUGAAUUCUUCUAAAACGUAGCUCAGUAUCCUGUUAGUAUCCGUCAGUAUCCAUCUCAGUCCACAUCUAGUAAGACUUCCCAUCCUGACCGUUGACC